GAAGGUUUAUCGUGAGGGGGUCUGCAGGGUUCAGCAGCUUCACACGGGUCGAUGGUUUUCAGGUUUCUGGAGGUUUUACAAUCUGAAAGUUUCACAGUCCGGAGGUUUCGGUCCGAAGUUUGUCGUAUUUCCAGGUUUCCUGCAGCUUCUUGUACUUUUCAAGCAUCAGGAACAUGUUGGAGCUUCAGCUCGCAGUGCUGCUCGCUCUACAGGUGUUUACCUGUGCUCAGGAAGGGGGGGCCCAGGAUGACUUUAGCCUCCCGGAGCUCAGCGACGUGUGCACAGAGGGCAGCUGUUACCCAGCAACAGGAGACCUUCUGAUUGGCCGAGCCCACCAACUGUCAUCCACCUCCACCUGCGGACUGACCCGGCCCGAGCCGUUCUGCAUCGUAAGCCACCUUCAGGAGGAGAAGAAGUGUUUCUUGUGUGACUCUGCGACACUGUACAACCAGCUGAGCCAUCAGGCAAGCGGACAUCGCAUCGAGAAUGUCGUCACCACGUUUGCUCCAAACAGACUGAAGACCUGGUGGCAGUCUGAGAACGGUCUGGAGAACGUCACCAUUCAGCUGAACCUGGAGGCAGAGUUUCACUUCACACACCUCAUCAUGACCUUCAAGACGUUUCGGCCUGCUGCCAUGGUGAUUGAGCGGUCCUCUGACUUCGGGAAGACGUGGGAGGUUUAUCGUUACUUCGCCUACGACUGUGAGAGCACGUUCCCGUCUGUCUCUCAGGGUCCGAUGCAGAAGGUUGACGACGUUAUCUGUGACUCACAUUACUCCGACAUCGAGCCGUCCACUGAAGGAGAGGUGAUUUUCAGAGUCCUGGACCCGGUGUUCAGGAUCGAAGACCCCUACAGCCCCCGGAUCCAGAACAUGUUGAAGAUCACUAACCUGCGGGUGAAGUUUACCAAACUGCACACACUCGGAGACAACCUGCUGGACUCUCGUAUGGAGAUCAAGGAGAAGUAUUAUUACGCCGUAUUUGACAUGGUGGUGCGAGGAAACUGCUUCUGCUACGGACACGCCUCUGAGUGCGCCCCCAUCCAGGGCGCCGGCCAGACCAGCGAGGGCAUGGUUCACGGUCACUGCGUGUGUAACCACAACUCUAAAGGUCUGAACUGUGAACGGUGUCAGGAUUUCUACCACGACCUGCCAUGGAGACCCGCCGAGGGACGCAACACCAACGCCUGCAAGAAGUGUAACUGUAACCAGCACUCAGACUCGUGUCACUUCGACAUGGCUGUGUUCAUGGCUUCAGGAAACAUCAGUGGAGGAGUUUGUGACAACUGUCGACACAAUGCGGCCGGACACAACUGUGAGCAGUGUAAACCGUUUUACUACCAACACCCAGAGAGGGACGUCAGAGACCCCAACAUCUGCCAACCCUGUAGCUGUGACCCUGUCGGCUCUCUGAAUGGAGGAAUCUGUGACGGGAUGACAGACGUUCGAGCCGGUCUGAUCGCCGGCCAGUGUCGCUGUAAAAUUAACGUGGAUGGGGAACGCUGCGAGCGCUGCAAACAGGCGCACUACGGGCUGAGCGACAAGCCUGAAGGCUGCAAGGCGUGUACCUGCAGCUCUGUGGGAACACUUCCUGGAGGAAAUCCUUGCGACAGUGAAACAGGAAACUGCUUCUGUAAACGUCUGGUGACCGGACAAGACUGUGACCAGUGUGUGUCUGAACACUGGGGUCUCAGUAAUGACAUGGAUGGCUGCAGACCAUGUGACUGUGACCUGGGAGGAGCCCUCAACAACCAGUGCAACCAGGUGAGCGGUCAGUGCGUGUGCAGAGAUCACAUGUUUGGCCGACGCUGUGAUCAGGUUGAGUCGGGCUUCUACUUCAUUGCUCUGGAUCACUACACCUACGAGGCCGAGGACGCCAAGUUUGGACCCGGAGUGACGGUAGUCCCGAGGCCCCACCCUCUGGACCGCAGUCCCACCUGGACAGGUGUCGGCCUAGUCAACGUCCCCGAGGGAGCCUUUCUGGAGUUCUCCGUGGACAACAUCCCCCACUCCAUGGAGUACGACAUCCUUAUCCGCUACGAACCUCAGCUGCCUGACCAAUGGGAGGAGGUCCUAAUGACGGUGCUGAGGCCUGGACCAAUCAGAGCAGACAGUCGUUGUGUCAACACCGUUCCCGACGACGACCACCAGAUGACCUCACUUCAUCCCGGCUCACGACACGUGGCUCUGCCCCGACCUGUGUGUUUUGAAUCCGGUCUGAACUACACGGUGCGCCUCAGCCUGCCGCUGUACUCUCCGCUCAGCGAUGUCCAGUCUCCGUACACACUCAUCGACUCGAUCAUUUUAAUGCCUAACUGUAAGAACCUGGAGAUCUUCUCGGUGCCAGAAGGAGGGGACUCCAGCGGGAACAGCGGCUGGGAGACGUUUCAGCGUUAUCGGUGUCUGGAGAACAGUCAGAGCGUCAUCAAGUCUCAGACGACUGACAUUUGCAGAAAUUUCAUCUUCAGCAUCUCAGCCAUGUUGCACCAGGGAGCUAAAGAAUGCCAGUGUGACCCUCAGGGCUCACUCAGUACCGUGUGUGAUCCCAGCGGGGGUCAGUGUCAUUGUCGGCCCAACGUGGUGGGCAGGAACUGUGACGGGUGUGCUCCGGCAACUUUCCAGUUCGGACCCAACGGCUGCAGAGCGUGGUCGUGCGACCUCAGGGGUUCACAGAGUUUCUGCGAUCAGCUGACCGGUCAGUGUGUUUGUGUUUCGGGAGCGUACGGUCGGCAGUGUGAUCGCUGUCUGCCAGGUCACUGGGGCUUCCCCACUUGUAGACCCUGCUCCUGCAACGGGCACACCGACAACUGCGAACCUAACACCGGCCGAUGCAUCAACUGCAGGGACCAGAGCACCGGACACACCUGUGACAGGUGUCUCGAUGGUUACUAUGGUAACCCCGUCUUGGUGUCCGGUGAGCACUGUCGUCCCUGCAGGUGUCCCGACGGCCCCGGCAGCUUGAGGCAGUUUGCAGGAAGUUGUUACCGCGGUGACGACUCCCAGCACGCCAUCUGUGUCUGCAACACCGGAUACAGAAGUGCUCGCUGUGACGAGUGCUCACCUGGUUACUAUGGAAACCCUGGGGAGGCGGGGGGGCAGUGUCAGCCCUGCCAGUGCAAUAACAACAUUGACAUGUUGGACCCGGAGUCCUGCAACGGCCGGACCGGCGAGUGUCUGCGCUGCCUUUACUACAGCGAGGGCGCCGCCUGCGAGGGCUGCGGGUCCGGUUACUAUGGCAACGCCCUGCUGCAGGACUGCAGGAAGUGUGUUUGUAACCUGCUGGGAAGCGACCCCUCCAGCUGUCCGUCCUCCGCCGAAUGUCAUUGCGACCGCAACGGAGGUCAGUGCGGCUGCCUCCCCAACGUGAUCGGGCAGCACUGUGACCGCUGCUCCGCUGACACCUGGAACAUGGCGAGUGGCCACGGCUGCCAGACCUGUGACUGCGACUCCAAACACUCGUACGGGACGUCCUGCAACGAGAUCAGUGGUCAGUGUUCAUGUCGGCCCGGCUUUGGAGGAACGACCUGCAGCGAGUGUCGAGAGCUUUUCUGGGGAGACCCGGAGGUCAAAUGUCACGCAUGCGACUGCGACCCUCGCGGGAUCUCGGAGCAGCAGUGUAACAAAGGCAGCGGUCAAUGCGUCUGUGUGGACAGUGUUUCUGGCCCACGCUGUGACGUCUGCGCCCGUGGCUUCUCCGGGACCUUCCCCGACUGCCACCGCUGCCACCAGUGCUUCGCCGAGUGGGACGAUGUCAUUGGUCAACUAAACAAUCAGACGCACCGCCUCGUCAACAAGGUCAAUGCCAUCAAAAACAGCGGCGUCAGUGGACCGUACAGGAAGUCCAUCAACAGCAUGGAAAGGAGUGUCGCCGACGUCCGCGCCAUCCUGAACCAGAACCUGGCCUCGCAACCGCUGAGUGAAAUUCAGGAGCUGCUGCAACAGGCCAGUGACCUUAUGGGGACCCUGAGCCGGAUGUUGAACCACACUGAACACACUCUGGUUCAGGUGCAGGAUGAAGAUUCGGCUGCAGAAGCUAAACUGGACUCUGUGACGUCGGACGCUCAGAAACUGGAGCGGACGGUUCAGGAGCUUCUGGAUCAGGUCGAGUUCAUCAAGAACUCCGACAUCAGUGGCGCGACGGAGAGCGUCACUAAGUACUUCCUGCGGUCUCAGGUGGCUGAAGUCCGAGCAAACGCCUCCACCAUCGACACUGGCAGUGCCGUGGAAACGUCCAGCGCUCUACGGCAACUCACAGAGGACAAACUGAACCAGACCAGAGAAGAGUUCCUGAGGAGACACACUGAGCAUGCUCAGAGACUGGACGACCUCGCAGGAGAGCUGCAGACUCUGGACCAAUCAGAGCUCAGCCACAAGACGUGUGGUAGUCCGUCCUCGGGUCAGGACUCGUGCUCGUCCUCUCGCUGUGGCGGUCUGGGCUGUGUGGACUCUGAGGGUCGUCCCCGGUGUGGAGACGAAGGAUGUGACGGUGCGGUGACAACGGCCAACAGUGUCUGGAGGAAGGCUAGAGACUCUGAACAGGAAAUCCUCAGCGCCAUGGAGGAAGUGGAGAAACUCUCUAAGAUGGUGGUGGAGGCCAAAGUGAAAGCAGACGAGGCGAAGCUGAGCGCUCAGGACGUCCUGAUGAAGACCAACAGAACCAAACAGAAAGUCCAGCAGAGCAACGAGGAGCUGAGAGUACUCAUCAGACAGAUCAGAGACUUCCUCACACAGGACGCUGCAGACCUGCAGAGCAUCGAGCUGGUGGCUAACGAGGUUCUAGCCAUGCAGAUGCCCACCACGCCGGCUCAGCUGCAGAACCUUACUGACGAGAUCCGUCAGAAGGUGGGAGAACUUGGACACGUGGAGAGCAUCCUGCAGCAGAGUGCCGCCGACAUCCAGAGAGCCGAGAACCUGUUGGAGCAGGCCCGCACCACCAGUGAGAAGGCGGCCGAUGUGAAGGACUCUGCUGAGAAGGUUAAGCGAGUGCUGGAAGAAGCUCAGAGAGCUCAGACCGCUGCCAGCAGCGCCAUAGAGCAGGCCGCCUCCGACAUCCAGAACACCAACCAGCUGCUGUCCUCUGUGGAGUCGGAGACGGCAAAUGCAGAGUUGAAGCUUACUAACACCAGCCACAGGCUGCAUAGGCUGGAGCAGGACGUGACGCUGCUGAAAGACAAAGGUGUGAAUGUCACUGUGAGCACCGAAAGGACCAAUCAGGAUGCAGCAAGCAUCACAAAGAUCGCAGAAGAGGUGAAGAAGGACCUGGACUCUGAGCUGAAGGAGAAGUACGCUACAGCGGAGCAGCUUAUUGGUCAGAAGACAGGGGGCGUGGCUGAUGCAAAGAAGAGGGCGUUGUCACUGCAGCAGGAAGCCAAAGAGCUGCUGCUGAAGGCGAGCGACAAGCUGCAGCUGCUCAAAGAUUUGGAGAAGUCUUACGAAGACAAUCAGCGGACUCUGGAGGUGAAGGCGGAGCAGCUGGUAGAGCUGGAGGCCGCGGUGAAGGAGCUGCUGCAGGAAAUCAGCCACAAAGUCACCAUCUACUCCACCUGUCUGUUCUAGGGUCAAAGGUCACACAGAGAGUAAGAGUGAGCUCAAAUAAAGGAACAUGAUAUGAACAACAACAACAACACAUACUUUUAACCUGAAUCUGUUAUUUUGAAGUUAAACUUUACCCUUUUUUUACCGGCUUUGUAUCAUUGCAUUGUGGGUGAUACGAAGCAGGUUGAAAAAGACCAAAAAUGAAAGAUAUACAUACCAGAUUCUGAUUCUGGUGUUUGAAACCAAAGAUUUUUUCAUUUUUUUAUUACCACUCUGACAGAUAGGUUGGAGCCUUUUAUUUUUUGUCAACUGCAUCACACAAAAAUAAUGAACACAUCCUUCUGAGAGUUUAAAACUAAGCUCAUCAAAGUGACUGAUUUGACAAAUCAAUUUAAUUUGAUUGAAUUUAAACAGAAACAAAGAACCCUGUAUUCAAGCUACAGUAAAUGUUUGAGUUUAGAGUUACUAAAUCAAUUGACUUUAAACAAAUCAAAGUAACUGUCUGUCAUUAAACUGAGUGUUUUAAACAUGUUUACUUCCUCAUUUUGUAUUUCCUGUAACAUCUUUUUUUCCAUCUAUUUUAUGUGGCCAAAACUGUGCCAAAAUGAUUUUUAAUAAACAGCUUCCAGUUAAAUUCA
This is a messenger RNA of Cottoperca gobio, 6172 nucleotides long. RefSeq names its product laminin subunit beta-1-like. Gene Ontology annotation, cellular component: laminin trimer. NCBI's taxonomy places the organism in Eukaryota, Metazoa, Chordata, Actinopteri, Perciformes, Bovichtidae. Gene Ontology annotation, molecular function: integrin binding; structural constituent of synapse-associated extracellular matrix. Gene Ontology annotation, biological process: cell migration; substrate adhesion-dependent cell spreading; basement membrane assembly. The record is from RefSeq and is a predicted model, not a curated record.